AGUGGGACGGACGCUCGUCUGCCCUGCUUCGGGUAUUGCAUCAUUUCAUUAAUUUUUUGAAAAGCGAUUCCGGCUUUAACUGUGAUUAGUAAGCAUGGCCAUGUUCACCCCGUUGUCGAGGGCCUGGGCCAAUUAAAUUAAUAAGAAGAAGAAGACGUGAUCUGGCCGUAUCGACCUCCUUUUGUUGUUUGGAGGCGGGAGCCAUUAAGAACGACAUUAUAUGGACAGGUAUCCUAUUUGAUGAAAGUGAGAAGAAAAGUUCUAGUGUAAUCUAGUGCAGCGAUAAAAAACAAACCAGCUAUUUCGACGACUAGAAAGAUGACAGAUACUUGGCGUUUGGAUAUUUUACCAAACGAGAUGUUGCUGUCAAUUUUCAAUUAUUGCAAUGCAUAUGAUUUGAUACAACUCAGCCAAGUAUGCAAGCGAUUUUACAGGAUCAUAUCAGAUACGGGCUGGAAUAAAAAGAGGAAAUCAUUUCUCGUUACAAAUCAAACGUCGGAAAUGUUUCGUAAAAGAUGUUUUACAUUGUUGCAACCACAUGCAGCAUGGCACAUAUCUCAGAACUGGUAUUAUGGAAUAUAUAAAAAAGAAGCUGUAUUCUCAUGGAAAAAAAGUAUGAUACCAUGGCUAAGAAUGACAGACAACAUGCUUUGGUGGAUGUUUGGGGAUCUUUAUGGCUUUAAGCGUCAUGAGAAGACAUUAAAUAAGUACCGAUCAAGAUAUCAUACCGUAGAAUCCUGUGGUCUUCACAUCAACAAAUUCAUUAUUUGGAAAAACUUCGUCAUAUGUGGUUAUAUGGAUGGCACUAUAGUCUACUUUAUGGUAAAUUUCGAAGACGAUUUGCGUACUGCAAAGAUGAUCGCACAGAAGUCAGCUUCUGUAAAAUCUACUGUUAAUGCCAUAGAUGCCUCAUUGGAAAAUGUUAUUGCGGGUUUAGAUAAUGGUACAGUAAAGAUAUUUAGACAUCCAGAACUUUUGAAUGUGAGGACUUGGGAUCAAAUAUGCAAUAUGGAUAUAGACAAAAGAAUGCUUACUGGCGAUGAUAAAAAGGGGGAAGUCUAUGUAAAUCUAAAGGAUAAAGUGCAAUCGCUUUCAAUUGAUCCUACUGGAGUAACAUUUGCCGUUGGCUCUGCUGGAAUAAAUGACGUUCCAUUACAUGUAAUCAAUGUCGAGCGUUACACAAUGGUCGAUACAAUGCAGCACGAGUGGAAGUACGGCGCUGGAAUAUUAGACAUGGUAUGGGAUGAUCCCAACACUUUACUCACUUGCGGUUAUGAUACAUACAUCCGAAAAUGGGAUUUGAGAACUGGAAGAUGCGUUUGCUCAUGGGUGGAUCCAUGCGAUGCAACAUUAUAUUGUAUUGCAUCCGAUAAUCAAUAUACUAUGAUAACAGGGACACAGUAUAAUUGUUUAGCUAUUCUAUGGGAUCAGAGGAAAAGUGAUUUCGUUCAGAUGUAUUACGUAAAUUCGCAAGAAUCAUCUCGACGCAGCCCAAUCUAUUCUUUACAAUUUGAUAGUACACAUCUGUACUGCGCUACAGAUAAACGCAUGAUCGAAUUAAACUUUUCACUCCGUUCAAAUCAAAAGCAUGAUUACAAGUCGUUAUUCGCAUAUUUAAAAAAUAGGUAAAUGCAAAUAAAACUUUUCAUGGUAAAGAAAAGUUUAAUUACAAUUUGUGACGAAAAGCAUGGAAGACAUGAAGGGCAAAAUCAAAUUCUGAGAAUUGAUUCCUGGAUGUAUCUCGUAAAAAUGGUGCGCUUUAUAAAAACAGCGAUAUUAUUUUAUUAUAAACUGUAAUGAUACGAAUUGUAAUUAUUGUGUGUUGCAUAUAUAUAAAAAUAAUGGUUGUAAAUAAAUAUUUAGCCGCAGAUAUUAAUGUUCAUAAAAAAAAAUGGAAACUAGCCAAAGUAUUGUUAAAAUUUCUCGAUGUAAUUUUUGGCAUUACCGAAGAUCUAUACUUGAAUUCACUGUGCGAGUUUUGUUACGAGGUUUCAUGCGCAUUUACGGAAUUUUAUGACAAAUGUUACUACGUUGAAAAGAAUCAGUAUGGUGAAAUAGUAAAAAUAAAUAUGGGACAUAUAUAUAUACAGGGUGUCAAUUAUGUAC
Messenger RNA from Trachymyrmex cornetzi, 2106 nucleotides. Its product is annotated as F-box/WD repeat-containing protein 4. Lineage: Eukaryota; Metazoa; Arthropoda; Insecta; Hymenoptera; Formicidae. The transcript is spliced from 8 exons. Gene Ontology annotation, molecular function: protein binding. Bases 319 to 1629 code for a protein of 436 amino acids. Gene Ontology annotation, biological process: SCF-dependent proteasomal ubiquitin-dependent protein catabolic process. Gene Ontology annotation, cellular component: SCF ubiquitin ligase complex. The record is from RefSeq and is a predicted model, not a curated record.